Messenger RNA from Cuscuta campestris, 1261 nucleotides. Lineage: Eukaryota; Viridiplantae; Streptophyta; Magnoliopsida; Solanales; Convolvulaceae. The record is from the annotation of a GenBank genome assembly.
UCUUUGAGAUCAUGAAAUAUAAAAACUUUUAUAAUCAUUUCUAGCAUAAUUAAAAAUUUACAAGUUCAUUUGUAGUAAUCCUUUUGAUGUAAAAGUUGAAUAGGAGUGAAUGGAAGAGUUGUAAAUUGGACCCACAAAAUAUGAUAGUGGAGGAGAAAGGUGGAAGCAGUCCUCCGCUUUGUCCGAUUCUAAUAUCUUAUUAUUGGUGAAGUGGAGGGGAGGUAUGACCUAUGCGAGAACCUUCUUUACUCUGGAAGACGUCAUAGGUGGAUGACGGCGGUGAAGGGGGGAUGGCAUCACGAUGGCCACCGUCUGGACUUGGAACACUCUGAAAGACGUUAUAGGUGGACUCCAAGGGUGGAGCGGGAUUGCCAUCGUGAUGGCCUAUGCCAAGACUUGGAACACUCUUGAAGACAUUAUAGGUGGACUCCAGGGGUGGAGAGGGAUUGACAUUGCGAUGGCCUACGCCAGGACUUGGAACACUGUGGAAGACGUUAUAGGGGGACUCCAAGAGUGGAGCGGGAUUGCCAUCGUGAUGGCCUACGCCAGGACUUGGAACACUCGGGAAGACGUUAUAGGUGGACUCCAGGGGUGGAGAGGGAUUGACAUCGCGAUGGCCUACGCCAGGACUUGGAACACUCUGGAAGACGUUAUAUGUCGACUCCAGAGGUGGAGAGGGAUUGACACCGCAAUGGCCUACGCCAGGACUUGGAACACUCUUGAAGACGUUAUAGGUGGACUCCAGGGGUGGAGCGGGAUUGCCAUCGCGAUGGCCUACGCCAGGACUUGGAACACUCUGGAAGACGUUAUAGGUGGACUCCAGGGGUGGAGAGGGAUUGACAUCGCGAUGGCCUACGCCAGGACUUGGAACACUCUGGAAGACGUUAUAGGUGGACUCCAGAGGUGGAGAGGGAUUGACAUCGCGAUGACCUACCCCAGGACUUGGAACACUCUGGAAGAUGUUAUAGGUGGACUCCAAGGGUGGAGCGGGAUUGCCAUCGCGAUGGCCUACGCCAGGACUUGGAACACUCUGGAAGACGUCAUAGGUAGACGGAGGCGGUGGAGGGAGGACGGGACCGGGAUUGCCUACGGCUGGACUUGGAUGACUCUCACGGUCGACAUUGUAGGUAGGCGCUGGCGGCCAGGAAGGAGUGACGACAUUUGAAUGGACGAUGCCAGGACUCAGUUGACUCUCCAAGAUAGACUGCGGCAGCGGCGGCGGCGGCUCAUUGUCUGCCAAUAAUAAUCUUGUGGUCAGUAG